This is a messenger RNA of Jatropha curcas, 1022 nucleotides long. The record is from RefSeq and is a predicted model, not a curated record. Lineage: Eukaryota; Viridiplantae; Streptophyta; Magnoliopsida; Malpighiales; Euphorbiaceae.
GGUUAAAGCGCGCCGUCUGAAAAACCUUCUGUGUCGAGAAGGCGCGAUGCUAUGGUGGUUCUCCACUUGUCUUCUAGUUCAUCUUUUAUUUCUUUGAGUAACAACGUCGAACGGCUUAUGUGCGCUGCAACCAAACAAGUGAAGUGGUCGAAAACUUAUAAAGAAGUAAUAUGAUUUUACCAGUGGUAAAGCUAGGAACGCUUGCUCUCAAAACGGUUUGCAAACCCAUAGCCAAUAGGCUCAAGAAGGAAGCAGGGCUGCACCCCAGGUUCCGUCAGUUCAUAAUCAACAUUGCACAGGCAAACCAUCGAUUCACAACAACAGUGCAAAGGCGGAUUUACGGUCAUGCAACUAAUGUUGCAAUACGUCCUUUGGAUGAGGAGAAGGCUGUCCAAGCUGCAGCUGAUCUUAUUGGGGAACUCUUUGUUUUUACGGUUGCUGCAGGUGCUGUCACUUUUGAAGUCCAAAGAAGUUCCAGAUCAGAAGCAAGAAAGGAGGAGAUAGUUCCAGAUCAGAAGCAAGAAAGGAGGAGAUGCGAAUACGGGAAUUACAAAAAGGGAGUUGACAGAUGGAUGGAAUAUGAUAAAGAUGAUAAGGUAUUUAAUUCAAGCAUUAUCCACUUGGUCUCAAAAAUUUAUAUAAUCUGUGUAGACCGUAGGCAUGGGUUGCCUGGAAUUCCAAAAUGUAAAAUUUCUAAUCAUGGAAAAUCAAGUUGAUGCAUUGUCUAUUUAUUUAUUGAAUAUACCAUUUCCUCACGUGGAAUGGAUCCAUCAGAAAGUGGUGCAAUUUACACUACUUGUGUCUAUUUAAAUUAUCUUAUCAAAUGUUAACUUCAAAUGUGUAAUAGUGGUUUGGGUACCAUCUACAAUAAUCAGCUUUCCUCCUUUUCUGCCCUUAAUUACUUCUUUACAUUUCUUCAAUAUCUUUAUACGUUCUUCAUCACUCCAAUCGUGCAAAAUCCACUGCUUAUAACCAACAAUAAGAAUCAAAAAUUGUUAACAGAUACAAAAAGAGGAACAAAA